AUUGCGGACGCGCCGGGAUGGUCUUGGAACCUGAUUUGGGUAUACCCCAGGUUCCCGGGGCCUCGAAAUAAAGCACCACAUAUAACCUACCUGGACUGGUUAUGUGUUUGUCUCUACGCUAACAGUUUUGGCGACCCAGAUGGGACCUCGUGGGCAUUGCUGAGGCGGCCUGCAUCGAUCUCGCUCCAGCCGGCACCGAGUGAUUCUCGGGGAGCCAUCGACCGCAGCCGACCUCCGCUGCCCCCGACGGACCUGGGCUAUCGUAGGAAACUCUUCGCUUUUGAAUGGGAGAACCCGCACAAUGGACGAAAAAAGCAGUUGACAUGGACAAGGCUUCCACAGGGAUUCAAGAACAGUCCAACGCUUUUUGGGAACCAGCUGGCAAAAGAAUUGGAAUCAUGGACAAUGCAGGAGAAAUUUCAGUUACCCAAACAGGUGGCGAUCAUGCACUGUAAGGCACAUCAAGGAGGAGAUUCCAAAAUAGCUGAAGGGAAUGCGUUAGCAGACCGGACAGCUCGACGGAUUGCACGACAGGUAUCAAAUAUGAUGGCCUUAAUACCCACGAAGAACUCUGACGCGACUACGAAGUGCCCUGAUCUGGAACCGUCCGUUAUCAUUAGAAAAUCCAGUACACGAAAUUGAGCCAGGAGACCAGGUCUACGUUCGAGAUUGGAAUGAAGAACCACUGAAAGAACGGUGGAAUGGACCAUACUUGGUACUACUAACAACAUUUACUGCGGUAAAAGUAAAAGGAAUAGACUCUUGGAUUCAUUAUACCCGAGUG
Molecule: messenger RNA, 784 nt
Organism: Cuculus canorus (common cuckoo)
Lineage: Eukaryota; Metazoa; Chordata; Aves; Cuculiformes; Cuculidae
Exons: 4
Source: RefSeq, a predicted model, not a curated record